Molecule: messenger RNA, 1260 nt
Organism: Abrus precatorius (Indian licorice)
Lineage: Eukaryota; Viridiplantae; Streptophyta; Magnoliopsida; Fabales; Fabaceae
Product: serine carboxypeptidase-like 7
Exons: 13
Coding region: 1-1260 (419 amino acids)
Biological process (GO): secondary metabolic process; proteolysis
Molecular function (GO): acyltransferase activity, transferring groups other than amino-acyl groups; serine-type carboxypeptidase activity
Source: RefSeq, a predicted model, not a curated record
AUGGCUAGGGUUUCGAAGGCAUGGUGCAUUUUGGUUACCACACUGCAUUUGUUGCACAUCGCAUCUUCAAAUUUCAUCGUCAAAUCUCUACCAGGUUUUGGGCAUCUUCCAUUCACGUUGGAAACCGGGUACGUAGGAGUGGAUGAAAGAGAAGAGGUGCAGCUAUUUUAUUACUUCGUUGAGUCUGAAAGGAGUCCCAUGAAUGAUCCACUCCUACUUUGGCUUAUUGGGGGACCUGGUUGUUCUGGCCUUUCAGGUUUCUUAUAUGAAAACGGGCCGUUGAUGUUGAAUUAUGACAAGGUUAAUGGGACUAUUCCGGAACUUCGUCUAAAUCCAAACUCUUGGUCAAAGGUACUCAACAUAUUAUAUGUCGAUGCACCAAUUGGUACAGGAUUUUCUUACUCAAAAACCCAACAAGGUUAUUAUACCAAUGAUAAGCAAACGGUGGAACAUAUCUAUGAUUUUCUACAAAAGUGGCUUGUGGAUCACCCCAAAUUUCAAUCAAAUCCAGCUUAUAUAGGUGGUGGUUCGUAUGCAGGCUUAUUUGUUCCUCCCCUGGUACAAAAAGUAUAUGAAGGUUAUAAAGCAGGAUAUUUCCCUCUCCUAAACUUUAAAGGUUUUGUGCUUGCAAGUGCAUUACUUGACACUUACUUGGAUUUCAAUGCAAGAGUUCAAUAUUCUCAACAACGAACAUUAAUAUCGAAUGAGCUAUAUGAGUCAAUGAAAGCUAAUUGUAAUGGGGAUUACAUCAAUAUUAAUCCAAACAAUACAAAUUGCAUGUCAGAUUAUGAAGUUUACUCAGAGACGGACAAAUUUACACUUAGUGAUAAAUGGGCAAAUGAUCCAAAUGUUCGAAAGAAUCUCAAUGUUAGAGAGGGAACAAAAGGGGGUGUCCGAAGAUGUAAUAUUACUGAUGCAUUUAUUGAUGCAUAUACAAAGAAUGUUCCUAGUGUUGUUGAAUAUCUUCAGAGUCUCACAACCACAAAUCUUCGAUCAUUAAUUUACAUCGGCGAUCUUGAUAUGGACGUACCAUAUCUUAGUACACAUUCUAUAAUAAAGUCUCAAAAUAUGAAGUUGAGUAGCAGUUGGCGUGCAUGGUUCAUCGGUGGCGAAGUGGCAGGGUAUACCGAGGAAUACGAAAGGAACGAAUAUCACCUAACAUAUGUAACUGUUAAGGGAGGGAGCCACGUAGUUCAAUACCAGAAGCCUAGAGAGGCUUAUGAGAUAAUUCGUAGAUGGUUUUCAUAUUAUGAUAUUUAA